UUGAGACACACCCAUUGCGGAAGUCGAUCCUUGUCGAGACCCGCGGGAGUCUUGGGGGUAGAGAGUGGACUAGUUUCACCAUGUCGAGCACAAUAAAGAGCCUUAAAGUUACUUACAACGAGAACGGAGAUCGUAAUACGUUUACUGGUGGUGACAACCUGACUGGAAAUGUCACUCUGGAAGUCAGCAAGGAUUGCGAAGUGGAGUACCUCUACGUGAAAUUUAAGGGGAAAGCCGAGGUGUUGUGGACCGAGAGGCACGGUAAAACUACCGUCACGUACCACUCAAAAGACAAGUACUUCAGCAUUAGACAUUACUUUAUUCGAGACAAAAACAACUCAGGGGAUGAUGAUCAAUCACUACUGAAAAACCAUAAUGGAGAAACAUACAGUAAUGUACUUCCUGUUGGAAUUCAUGUCUACCCCUUCAGCUUUCAGUUCCCUUUGCAGGACAUGCCCUCGUCCUUCAAAGGUUCUGCUGGUAAAGUUGUGUACCUGUUGGAAACCAAGCUAAGCAGAUCGAUGAGGUUUAGCACAACGGAUACUAUCAAGAUCCCCUAUGUGACACAAUGUGCGCCAAACAUUAUGCACGAACUAAUGGCACCGCAGCAUGAGUGUAAAGAUAAAAAAAUGAGUCUGUUCAACUCAGGAACUGUCGCCAUGGAUGUCAAUCUUGAAAAAACAGGCUUCUUCCAAGGAGAGGGCUUAAAGAUUGUGGCAUUCAUUCAGAACAACUCUUCUCGUGAAAUCAAACCCAAGUACUGCAUCUACAGAAAGCACAGCUUUUUUGCGAGAGGGAAGAGAAGGCUUGAUACCAAAGAUCUCAUUAAAGAGGUUGGAGAGCCUCUUGCUCCAUCUACCAAUCAAACGGUUACAAGAGUCAUCACAAUCCCCCAUGAUGUGGACCCUUCCAUCCUGAACUGCAGCAUCCUUAAGGCAGAGUACAGACUUAGGGUUUACCUGGAUGUAAAAUAUGCUUCAGACCCAGAGAUCAAAUUUCCUAUAACCAUCCUUCCAGCCCCUCAAGUGUCUGCAAUGGCACCAAGCCUGCCUGAUGCUUCUGCUGGAUUUGAAUUUGGAGCCUUCGGAAGCCAAAACCUUCCAAUGUGGAGCACUGUGCCACCAUCACAAUCUUUCAAUCCCCCUCCUCCCUAUGAAGCUCAUGGAACAUACCCUACGUUGACAGAUUUUGGUGGUAAAUACCAAUGAUUUUAUUCUCCAGAUGCUUGUACACCAAGGGUCUGAUCAGCUAAGAUUCCAAAGAGCAAGCACUGGAUUGCAUGUCUAAAGAAAAAAAUACAUACUGCGUGUUGUGGUUGAUGUACUUUGAUUGCUAGCACAGCUUUAACAGUUACAAAAGUGGUGUGGACCAGCCUAUUUAAAUGAGGAUUUGGCUUGUGCAACUGGUUGAGUUUGAGGAGAGCAGAGUGGCCACAAAAUAAGGUUUUGGUCGAAGAUGCAAAUAAACACCGGUGAACUCCAGCAGAGACAUACCAUCAUAUAAUAUUUCUAUAUUGGUGUAUUUUGUCAUUUAAUAUAUAUAUGUCCGCGACCCUUGUGAGGAAAAAGCAGUAGAAAAUGAAUGAAUGAAUAUAUAUAUAUGUUUUACACAACAAUAUAUUAGAAGAAUAUAGAAGAACAAAUGUAUCACUGUGCAUCUUCGGGGAGAUGGGAGACUUGUAUAAUUUGCUCUUGAUGCUAUAAAGCAAGUACCGAUCGGAGCACCCCUAAUAUAUUGUAUGUACAGGGUGAUUGAAAAGUAACUCACUACUUCUAAUUUCAUUCAGAACUAAAAUUCCUACAAGAAAUGAACAUGAGAAGAAUGUAUUGUAUGGAGUUUUAUUUAAAAUUCGAUAUAUGUGCCAGACAGCGGAGACCAUUGAUUUUUAUCAAAUAUGUGACCUACGUAUAUAUCUUCAUUGUAACAAUCUUAGCUUGUAUUAUUUGGUCCAAUUAAGAUUUAUGAUCAUAUGUUUGCAAAGUGACUUUCAAGUUGGUUGCUUAACUAGAUGAUUUGCCUAAGUAGUGUAUAUACCAUUUUUAUAUUUUAGACAUUUGUAAGCAAUUAUGUGUGUAACUACAUUUCAAUCAAUGAUCACAGAGUACUGAAUUAGUACACUGAUUUGUCCUUGUCCUAUAUUAUAUUUCACUGCCCUAUUUAAUAAAUAAAGAGUAACUAUACAAUCGA
This is a messenger RNA of Doryrhamphus excisus (bluestripe pipefish), 2187 nucleotides long. Its product is annotated as arrestin domain-containing protein 3-like. The record is from RefSeq and is a predicted model, not a curated record. NCBI's taxonomy places the organism in Eukaryota, Metazoa, Chordata, Actinopteri, Syngnathiformes, Syngnathidae. Gene Ontology annotation, biological process: protein transport. Gene Ontology annotation, cellular component: plasma membrane; cytoplasm.